Arxiozyma heterogenica is the source of this 1545-nucleotide messenger RNA. RefSeq names its product Yap1802p. Gene Ontology annotation, biological process: vesicle budding from membrane; clathrin coat assembly; clathrin-dependent endocytosis. NCBI's taxonomy places the organism in Eukaryota, Fungi, Ascomycota, Saccharomycetes, Saccharomycetales, Saccharomycetaceae. The transcript has a single exon. Gene Ontology annotation, cellular component: clathrin-coated pit; clathrin-coated vesicle. Gene Ontology annotation, molecular function: phosphatidylinositol-4,5-bisphosphate binding; clathrin heavy chain binding; SNARE binding. The record is from RefSeq and is a predicted model, not a curated record. The coding region runs from base 1 to 1545 and encodes 514 amino acids.
AUGUCCUACAAUAAAAUGGUAAAAGGUGCCACCAAAAUAAAAAUGGCACCACCAAAGGCGAAAUAUGUAGAACCUAUUUUACAUGGAUUGAAAAAUCAGAAUAAUUUCAACGAAAUCGUUCAUUGUUUAUCGGAGAGAUUAAAUAUGAACGUUUGGACUAUAGUCUAUAAAUCUUUGAUUGUUAUACAUCUAAUGAUAGAUACCGAUAAGAUGUGUUUGGAAUAUUUUAGCAAUAAUUUGCAAAUAUUUCAGUUAACUAAAAUUAUGAAUUCAAGUAAGUGGUCAAAUAAUGAUAUUAUUGUGUUGAAGAGAUACGAUGAUUAUUUGAAGGGCAAAUGUUUCGAAUAUGGGGAUUUGAAUGAGCAAAUAGAGAUCCUGGAUUCUGAAUAUCGCCAUGAUAAAGAUCUAAAACAACUGAAGAAAUUAUUGGAGGUCGAGUCACUUGAAAGAGAAAUUAAGUUAUUGAUCAAGAAUACUUUAUCCCCACAGGAUUUACAGAAUGAUUUGUUAUUUUACGCUUUUAAACUGUUAAUCCAGGAUUUAUUGGAAUCCUAUAAUAAAUUAAAUGAAGGUGUAAUCACUCUAUUGGAAUCAUUUUUUGAUCUGUCAUACGCAAAUGCGGAAAGAACAUUGAACACUUAUAAGUCGUUUGUUAAAUUGACAGAUUACGUAGUCAAAUAUUUGAAGAUCGGCAAAGCCAUGGGUCUAGACAUUCCUGUUAUAAAACACAUCACCACAAAAUUAAUUCAGUCUUUAGAAGAUUAUCUUGAUAACCAAAAGAGGGAUAAAAAGAAAUUAGACGAUACGAUAAGAAGUAAUAAUGAUGCGAAAACCAAUGUUCCAACCAAUACUUUAACAACUACAACAAGCAACAACAGAAACGAUAAUGAUGAUAAUGUAUCAUCUCCAUUAAUAAGAAACAAUGAAAGUACAGUAAAGAAUACAAAGGAACAAUUAGAACGUAUACGAGAACAAAAAAAGAUAUUGGAAAGACAAUUACAACAAGAGCAGCAAGUAUUAAUCACACCAACUCUACCAACAAACUUCACUGGUACUAAUCCAUUUUCACCCUCACCAAUAAUAAACAACAAUAUAAACUCAUUUACAUUCGAACAACAACAACAACAACCUAUAAUCACUGCUAACAACACAAGUAAUCCAUUUUUAGUUCAAACCCCUGUUAUUUCCGCCUCUACAGGAUUCUAUGCAACAAACCAAAAUGUUGUGCCAGCAUAUACAGGAGCUGGGUUUGGUGGAUACUCACAACAACCAGUUCAUCUGAAUAACACCACGACUGGCAAUACCAACCCUUUUAUUUUAAAUAGUAUUGUCGAGGAACCUUCAGUGGUACCCACAUUAGAUCCACAACAACAAAUUGCGACUGCAGGAAUUACAUACUUACCUGUUCAAGUCACCCAAUAUGCUGUAGUAAAUACAAACCCCUUCGAACAGACUCAAGAACAAGAACAACAUCCACACCAACAGCAACAGCAACAGCAACAGCAACAGCAACAACAACGUAAUAGCAACUUGAUCGACAUCUAG